This is a messenger RNA of Dicrocoelium dendriticum, 3899 nucleotides long. NCBI's taxonomy places the organism in Eukaryota, Metazoa, Platyhelminthes, Trematoda, Plagiorchiida, Dicrocoeliidae. The record is from the annotation of a GenBank genome assembly.
GCAUGUCAUUAAUCCCUCAGUACUUGGAUUGUUCGCGCAGCGGAAAUGCAUUGCCCUUUACCUCCGAGUCUUCAGUGUAAAUUCGGACUUUUAGCUUGGUAAUGCUGGCAGAACAUGCAUAUCGCGAUGGGUGUUUCACCGUUCCACCGAAGUUCAACUUCAAAAUAUUGCCAGCGAGAAGCCGCAAAGUGACAGUGAUUUCUUUCGUGGGUGAAUGUGAUACGAUUCUGGGGGAUAGGUCUUCAUUAAAUAUCAACAAUUACCCUGACCACUACCAGAAGUUGGACAUUUCAGGGCCACACAUUGAUGGUUUCUAUGACUGUGAGCGACAAAUCAUCUAUCUGAUCCUCAACUCCAUCAACCUGGAAGACCUAGUUCAGGCAGUCAAUGACCACCGCACUCAUAUUGAGGAUUUUCUGGUUUCCAGUGACCAUGUCACCCUCAAACUACUCUACUACUUGUUCACAGUUUCUCACUUCAUCGUCGUCACCUCUGUGGGUCUCGGAUUGGAUGUCAACUACAUAAAGACAUUUAAAACUUUGGACAAGAUGAGGUUAAAAAUGCGACAUUUGAUGGAUAGCUACCUGCGUAACUUGCCCGUGCCCCGUGAUUGGCUCAACACAGGCCGCGCUUCUCUUACGAAGCUGCUAUUCGUUUUCAAGCUCCUCCCAGCUAUGGCCAGAAAGCUGUCAAAGGAUGUUGGCGCAGUGAGAACUUUGGAGCAAAAUUUAGUGAAUCAGAUUUUUAACACGUUCUACGAAACCGGUUUAAUAAGCAAUAAUCCGGGAAACCAGUUGUUUACUCUUCCCGGUCACAAUUUUGUUCACGUUCUUCUCGGAAAUGAAUAUCCUACUGGAAUUGGACAAAAGCCUGUGGUCCAUGAUAGCCUUGCGCAGGAGUACCUGGAAUUGAUUCUGCACAAUGUGGGCGCCAAUGAGUACAACACGAAACAAGCAAAAAGCUAUUUCGAUGGUCUCCUUCCGCCUCUUACCACGGAUAGCUUGCUUCCGCCUCCACCUUCACCUUGGGAUUAUCCGCCACCUGAUCAACCGGAGGAGCACACGCUGUCCGCUUUCCUCCAUUUGCAUGUGGCCAAUAAUUUGGACCAACUAGCCAAUAGAGCCACUGGAUUCAACCAAGCUCCACUGGUCUACGAGCUACCGACUUGCAAAGCCUGGUUCAUGGCAUGCUACAAGCUGUACACCAGCCUGAUGUCAGAUGAUGCGUUUGGUGCUGACCCGACCCCUGAUUUGGCUGCGGAUCAGACCGAAGGAAGGCCUCCGGCACCCACCACACUUGCUCAGCUUUGGCAACGUUCCCUUCUCUCUGUACUAUCGUCCUCCACUGUUCGCUCGUCCACUUUGCCGGGCUCAUUGGAACAAGAUUUCGGAGACAAGGAGAGGAGGCUUGCAUCUGAUCAAGCUUACCUGACCGACCCAUUGUAUCGACUGUCCGAACUCGGUUGCAGGAAUGCACUGAGUACCGCCGAGGCCCAUUACAAGAAGGAUUUGCCAAUGCACUACUCCAACACCUAUCACUUAGUUAAGGUGGUCUCUGCGUUCAAUCUCUUCAUCAGCCUCGCUCGUGGCCGUCUUGUGUUUCCCACCUUGGCGCAGUUAUCCAAACGGUUAGCUCAUCUCUACCUUGCCGGCCGGGUCACUUGCUCAGCCGUCUCACUUACCGGCCGCCUGUGUCAACACGAACUGCAUCGUUUGCCUGAUGAGACGCUGAACCUUCAAUCCCUACUCGCAGCAGCAGCCAGCUCACCGGGUGAAAUGAUGAAAUCCCACUCGCUACUACUGCACCAGGGACAAUACGUGGCUCCAAGCGGCGCUCACGAAUGGAAGUCCAGGCUUGAUAAUCUGGUUCCCCAUGAUCUCGUGGGUAAAUGGCGAAGGUACUGGUUAGAGUCCCUUGCGAAUGAAACAGUGUCCACGACCCCGCCGGCGAAGGUGUCCAGCUUCGGUGACGGGAAAAAUUCACAUACCGAAGGGACAACGCACUCAGGCGGCGCCACGUCUCAAGCGGAUGAGACCAAACAGCACCUAACCGUGAUGCCUCAUCGGUCUAACUGGGUUUUGGUCAGCGCUUGCGGUUGCGGUCGACAACAGGCUGAACGAGCCGAUCCGUUCGACGUCAAGGAGGCAAACUGGCGCUUCUACUUUGUCUUGGCCAACAUGUGCUGCAACAAGCUCACAAGCAUCGCUUUGGUUCCACAAUUCCUCUGCGAGUCUAGUCACCACCCAUUCUGUCCACCAUGUGAGUUCGAAUCAACGCAGCCAGAGUUGCCCGUGUCCGACAAGGUCGGACAAGGUGCGCCCGUCGAAGUCGGUUUUGUGGACACUGGGACGAAACCGGUAGCUGUGCUCACUAGACGCAUGGCUUCCUUGGGGGUCCGAUUGGAAGGUGAUGGUGACUCGGAGAAGCCACUUUCUUCUCGUGACUCACUGACGGCGAAUCAACAGGAGCCGGUCGGUGCAGGCCUAUCACAGCCAGAAGAGAAUGACUUUCUGAUGCUUCCCGCCACCUCAGUGCUAGGUAAUGACAAAGACGUCGACGAAACGGCGGUUUUCGGUGUACCGGCGGAAGAUUCAAUUGCCUCAGAAGAUUCCACCCCUUUAUCUACUUCUGCUGAAUCGAGUUCUAUGUCUGGGGAAAAGUUUUCCAACAGUGAUGCAGACGAUGAUGAGGAUCGAGUUUUGGCGGGAAGACGACGCGCGGCAAAUCGCUUAAUUCCAUCCAAGAGUAGGACAGCGUCGCGAAACACAGAGGCUUCAUCGCCGGAACGCAGUCAACCCGUUUCGUACACUGUUCGAUUCAAAGAUGGCGUUCCUGCGUCCAACUGGCUGAUUGGUGAAGUUCCACGUUAUCCUUCCUGGUCAAUCUACGCUUUGGGAAAAUAUUUCAGCUAUUCCCAUUCCUCAGGUCUGUCAUGCAGGGGAUUCCUGCGAAACAGCAAUUUCCUCCUUCCUUGGGAUGUAGUGAUCGAUGCCAGUUCCCGCUCAAUGUAUGAACGCGGAGCACGAGGAGGAAAGUUGUUAGGUCGCGGUUCCAGAUUCCGUUCAAACAAAACAGAUUCCGAUACCGUCAAGCUUUUCAUUGGGUUCGAAAUGGAGUGUCCGCUGGGACACCGAUUCUUCUUAGCUGGUCCCGACCGACCAAUGGACGGUCCAAUGCAAAGCAGUCAAGUGCGGCGAGCUGUCCAUGGGCUGCUAACGCGCAACUUGCCCCUAUUCAUGCCCUGCCGCUGUCAGAGUUCCCAAUCAACCCCUUUGUUCCCUAAACGAUCAGAUGCUGCGCCUCCCAAGAGAGACGUGUUGACUGACUGGCAUACCGGAGCAUCUGCCACUGGCACCACCGCCGAGCGCGCACCAAUUUGGGCCCAACUGAUGCGUAUUUAUCUAGCCAUCCCCGCUGCUCCCAUUCGCGUCCGUUUCCAACCUCGUGUUCGACCUGGACCAGCCAAAUCAACCCCCGUGUUUCAUCUCGGUCACACAUUGGACCAGUGUGAGGAGGGACUGACGGAGGCCCCCUCAGACACGGAUAAUGAAGGUACUGCAAGCGACGACGACGAAGACGAUGAGAGUAUCGGCUUCACAGACAACAAGAAACUUGCAUAUCGAAAACCCCUGUUCAGGUCAUCCGCUUCCGCUGGUGCUCGAGGACGGCAGACUCCAGGGUUUGUGUCACUUGACAAUGGAUUUCUCUGGGUAAUGCGACUACCAUUCGCUUACCAUGACGGCACGCAUUUAUACCCCAGGCCAACCAGUCAGUCGGAAAUGAAAGAUUGGUGCUUGCUGAGGGGGUGUAUAAAACUAUAGACAUACGCUGUCUUUCUUAACAUCUGUAUGUAUAGUGUUCGAUAUUUUUGCUUUCAAAUAAAUAUUUCAUUAACCCCU